AUGUCUAUCAAAGCGGGAGGGCCCGACUUCCCGCGAGAAGGCUCGCCCCCUAUAUUGAGUCCUACCUUGACCCCAACGCCAUCAUUCUGGGCCUUGCUUGGUAGUACACACACGGAGAGCAAGGCCAAAGAAAGCAAGAGCAAUGUCAUGAUGAGGACCUAUCGGGAGCGCCUAACUCCCAGACGAGUUGAGCCAGAGCAAGGCUCAGAGGCGAUAAUCCUGUCUGGUUGUGCAGCACGGACGUUUAAAAAUGACAAGCUUGUCAGACGCGAUAACUGCCCUGUCGAGAAUGGCCACUUGUCAAUGAUGGUAGGAACUGCUGCCAAAAAGGAAAUGUGA
Messenger RNA from Histoplasma mississippiense, 339 nucleotides. RefSeq lists its product with no specific name. The coding region runs from base 1 to 339 and encodes 112 amino acids. The transcript has 3 exons. The record is from RefSeq and is a predicted model, not a curated record. NCBI's taxonomy places the organism in Eukaryota, Fungi, Ascomycota, Eurotiomycetes, Onygenales, Ajellomycetaceae.